CUCUGCCCUCUGCCCUCCCGAAAGAAACCAAUAACUUCCUCCCUUUCUUAUCUGAACUGGGGUUUUCAUCAUUCAAAUGCCACGCUCCGAACAUCAAUUUGAGCCACGUUAUCUGCAUCUCAUGGCUAGGCCCCACCACCGUUCCGAUGCCUCUGCGCUCUUAAUAACCCCCGCGAUCUUCUUGCCUUCUGGUUCAACUCCCUUUCCCUCAAUUCCUCCGUCGCUUUUUCUCAUACGCAGACAGUUUCAUCUCACUCAGUUAACAUCCCAACUUCAAUAACGCACUCUUGAUUCAUAUUCCUUCUUUCGACGAUACAGGAAUUAGAAUUAAUCCCUCCGAGAUUCUGCUCUUUUCAGGUGUCUCAACCUAUCUAAGCUGUUCUUCCAGGAAAAUUUUCUGAUGGGAGGCGCUUGUUCUUUGAAGAGAGAUUAUAGUGCUGAUGGAUAUGGACUCCAUAGAGGCAUUUCCGGCAUGUACUUCAAAUGUGGAUAUUCGAAAGAGCGAAGGGCCUCGGUUCACUCAAAUUCUGGUUGCCCCCCACAAGGAGGUAGCUGUCCAUCGCUCAUGGAACUUUGCAUAUACAAGAUACGCCAGGAAAUUCACAAAUAUACUUCAUUCUAUAUGCUGCCAAGAGAUAUAAGCCAGUUGAUAUUUAAUGAUCUGGCUUCCUGCCACGCUCUUUCAGAUUGUUCUAUUAAAGCUUUCAGAGACUGUGCUCUGCAGGAUAUAUGCCUGGCAGAUUAUCCAGGAGUGAAAGACAGUUGGAUGGAUGUCAUUACUUCACAAGGAUCAUCUUUACUUACCAUUCAGCUUUCAAGUCCUGGUCUUACAGAUGUAGGCUUGGCUCAGCUUAAGAAUUGCUCAAACCUCCAAGCACUGUUGUUUGAUCGUUUUGAUAAUGUCUCUGAACAUGGCCUAAAGCAACUUGAUGGUUGUCUUUCAAACUUGGCAUAUUUGGGUUUUAUCAAAAGCAAUGCCCUUACCCGUGAAGGAAUGCAGGCUUUAUCCAGCCUGUUUAAUUUGGAAAAGUUGGAUUUUGAUAGGUGCCCUAGGAUUCAUGGUGGACUUGUGCAUCUAAAAGGUCUGACAAAGCUGAAGUCUCUUAAGAUCAGGUGUUGUAAAUGCAUUACAGAUUCCGACAUGGAGUCUCUUGCAGGGCUUAUAAAUUUGAAGGAAUUACAGAUUUCAUCUGUUAACAUUACGAACAUUGGAGUUUCAUAUUUGGAAGGUUUAAGCAAUCUCAUCUCACUCACUGUGGAAGGAUGCAAUGUUACUGCAUCAUGUUUGGAUCCAAUUUCAGCUCUUAUUUCGCUGCAGCAUUUGGAUCUGAAUAGGUGUUCUCUUUCUGAUGAUGGAUUUGACAUAAUUUCAGCAUUCAGACAUUUGAAGGUGUUGAAUUUGGGGUUCAAUGAUGUUACAGAUGCAUGUCUAGUGCAUCUGAAAGGUCUAACAAGAUUGGAAAGUCUAAAUCUGGAUUCCACACGUGUUGGUGAUGGCGGACUUGCUAACUUAGUUGGGCUACAAGGUUUAAGAAAGCUUCACCUGUCAGAUACUGAAGUUGGUAGUGAAGGGCUUCGCCAUCUAUCUGGUCUGACCAACUUGGAGGAAAUCAAUCUGUCAUUUACAUCAGUAACUGAUGGUGGGUUGGAAAAGUUAUCCCAGUUGACAAAUCUCAAAUCACUGAAUUUGGACGCUCCCCAAAUUACUGACCAUGGUCUGGAAAUGCUUACAGGUUUGACUGAAGUGACCCACUUGGAUCUGUUUGGAGCUCAUAUUUCAGACUCUGGAGUAAACUGCUUGUCAUAUUUCAAAAACCUGCAAUCUCUCGACUUAUGUGGUGGAAAGUUGACGGAUGCUGGAGUGAAGAAUAUCAAAUAUCUUACCUCCCUGAUGAUUUUGAACCUGUCACAAAAUCUCGACCUUACCGAUACAGCUUUGAAGUUUAUCUCUGGGCUGGUUGCGCUGGAAUGUCUGAAUGUGUCGUAUUCACGCAUCACGAAUGAGGGUCUGGAGUAUCUGAAGCCUCUGAAGAAUUUGAGUUCAUUGUAUUUGGACUUCUGCAAUGUGACCGGAUCAGGAAUCAGAAAGCUUCAGUCCAAGUUCCUCCCAAGUCUCGUAAGGUUCCGGCCCGAGUGCUAGACACAAAAAUGGUCAGGUCAGGUCAGGUAUUACGAGCCGUUUGGCUGCCUGCUAUUUGCUGUGUAAAUACUCUAGCUAAGCUAAGCUAGCAGUCGGGAGGGUGUUUUGAAGAUUUAACAAGAAAGGGAAGAACGUUGUGGGUAUAAAUGGGGGUUGUAAAUACUAAACAGUUGUUGUUCCAUGGGAUGGAUGAUAAUAAUGAAGUAUUUUUUUUUUUU
This is a messenger RNA of Coffea eugenioides, 2358 nucleotides long. Its product is annotated as F-box/LRR-repeat protein 14-like. Gene Ontology annotation, cellular component: SCF ubiquitin ligase complex. Gene Ontology annotation, molecular function: protein binding. Lineage: Eukaryota; Viridiplantae; Streptophyta; Magnoliopsida; Gentianales; Rubiaceae. Gene Ontology annotation, biological process: SCF-dependent proteasomal ubiquitin-dependent protein catabolic process. The transcript has 16 exons. The coding region runs from base 401 to 2140 and encodes 579 amino acids. The record is from RefSeq and is a predicted model, not a curated record.